AUGGCCCCGGAGUGCUUCGGCUCGGGUAACCCCACACCCGUGCCCAUGUCCUCGAGGAAUCAGUGCCCAGCUUUGCCCAGCUGGCCCCUUCGGGGCCUUAUGGGAGAAUUAGCUCCAAAAAUUAACAAACCCCUCCCGGGCCCCAACAAGGCUCCCCCAAAAAGCUACGCCAUCACCAGUGAAGUUUUGCAACCUCUGAAGAAAGGGCCCCUCUUCACCGCCCCUCCACCGCCUUACUCUGCAUCAGGUACAAGGCCCCAAACGUGCUCGCCCAGACGGCCACAUACGGGGGCCCCCCGCUGCACCGUGCUGCCCACCCCCAAUACAGCCUCCAUGCCCCUUUUAGCGCACAAAUCCCCCGGGGGACACCCAACAGUCUCUUUGGUGCGUCUGGAAGUCGAAGGGGCCAACAAUCAGGCCGCACUAGGGUUUUCUCACCCCCGUGUCCAUGUCAGGGGACUGCACUCGGAUGCUGACCAUCCCUACCACAGUCCUUGCAGCACUGCUGAAGGAUCAAAUCCGCCGGUUGAGGGAUGUUCUCCGCUCCCUCCGACAGACCUCUGUGCCCUUCCUUACCCAGCCCCAACAAAACCUUUGGAAAAAUUCGGGCUCCCUUUCCUCAAUGCUACCUUCUCCAAUUUAGCCUUCCGCCCCCGGGGGCAGACGGGGCUACACUGGCCCUAG
This is a messenger RNA of Penaeus monodon (black tiger shrimp), 684 nucleotides long. RefSeq names its product WAS/WASL-interacting protein family member 2-like. Bases 1 to 684 code for a protein of 227 amino acids. The record is from RefSeq and is a predicted model, not a curated record. Lineage: Eukaryota; Metazoa; Arthropoda; Malacostraca; Decapoda; Penaeidae. The transcript is spliced from 4 exons.